Molecule: messenger RNA, 861 nt
Organism: Gadus chalcogrammus (walleye pollock)
Lineage: Eukaryota; Metazoa; Chordata; Actinopteri; Gadiformes; Gadidae
Product: serine/threonine-protein kinase pim-2-like
Exons: 6
Coding region: 1-861 (286 amino acids)
Biological process (GO): regulation of mitotic cell cycle; protein autophosphorylation; negative regulation of apoptotic process
Cellular component (GO): cytoplasm
Molecular function (GO): protein serine/threonine kinase activity; ATP binding
Source: RefSeq, a predicted model, not a curated record
AUGGAUGGGUUAAUAGACUCAAUAACGGUCCGUGUUGUUUCAGCCGACUUUGACGCUCUGUACGAGGAGCUGCAGCAGCUGGGACAAGGAGGCUUCGGGAGUGUCUUUGCUGGCUGCCGGAAAGAGGACCGUCUGCCUGUCGCUAUAAAGCACAUCCCCAUGGCCAAGGUCACAAUGACGCAGGAGACGGUUGAAGGGCGGCUGACGGACUUCCCGCUGGAGGUGUCUUUGAUGCUGAGGGCCGCUGAAGACCGCCCGGACCCGGGGGCCCCCGGUACCGUGGUCCUCCUGCUGGACUGGUUCCAGCUGGACCAGGAGCUGAUCCUGGUCCAGGAGAGACCCAGCGCCUGCGUGGAUCUCCUCUCCUACAUGGACAGCAAGGGGGGCAGGCUGCAGGAGCAGGACGCUAAGAUGAUUCUGCACCAAGUGGUGGAAGGGAUCCAAGGGCUCCACUCCAGAGGCGUUCUGCACCGCGACAUCAAGCCUGAGAACCUCCUGGUGGAGACAGGCUCCGGGACGCCCCGGGUCCGGGUCAUAGAUCUGGGGUGCGGCUGCCGCCACAACAGCGGGGUGUAUUCAGAGUUCAGCGGCACCGCUUCGUACAUCCCCCCAGAGUGGUUCACGCUGCAGUCCUACAGAGCCGACCCCAUGACGGUGUGGCAGCUGGGGGUGCUGCUCUACGAACUGCUCACGGGAGACGUCCCUUUCCAGACCAGCGGUCAAAUCAUCUGGAAAAUGGUUCCAUGCAUCAAGAGUAACAUAUCACCAAACUGCAAGGACUUCCUGAAGAGGUGUCUUAACAAGAGGGCUGGGGGCCGCCUGGCCCUGGGGGCCCUGCUGCACCAUCCAUGGCUGCUGUGA